This is a messenger RNA of Chenopodium quinoa (quinoa), 1259 nucleotides long. Its product is annotated as GATA transcription factor 16-like. Lineage: Eukaryota; Viridiplantae; Streptophyta; Magnoliopsida; Caryophyllales; Amaranthaceae. Gene Ontology annotation, molecular function: zinc ion binding; sequence-specific DNA binding. The record is from RefSeq and is a predicted model, not a curated record. The transcript is spliced from 2 exons. Gene Ontology annotation, biological process: regulation of DNA-templated transcription. Bases 221 to 646 code for a protein of 141 amino acids.
UGCGCCUUCACCGAGCCUCUUAUUAUGUCGGUUUUAUUAUCUGCCUCUUUUAUUUAUCAAUCUUUUAUUAUUUUGCCACCCCAGAAAAACAGAGGGUGAUUAAAUUUUCUGGGUUUAUUAAUUCCUCUGUUUUUCUUCAUAAAAAACCCAACUCAUUUAUUUGAUUUUAGCCUCUGAUUCAAAUACUUAUUUAUAAAAUUAAAGAAUUAAAGGUGAAAAAAUGAAUGAAGCGAGGAAAUUUUGUGCAGAUUGCAAGACCACAAAAACCCCAUUAUGGAGAACCGGUCCUUAUGGUCCUAGGUCACUUUGUAAUGCUUGUGGGAUAAGAUUCAGGAAGAGGAAGAUGGCAGAAGAUGAUCAACAACAACAACAAAAACCCAGUUCAGAAAUGAGGGGAGAAAAUGAUGAUCAAGUUAAUAAUGAUCAGUUUUUGAAGAUGAAUAAUCAUAGAGAUAUGGGUAAUAUGAUUUUAGCUCAAAGAUCAUCAUCGUCGUUAUCAUCUUCGUCGUCGACUUCGUCUUCACAGUUAAAGAAACAGAGGAGUAGCAGUGAAGAUAGUAUUAACAGUAGUAAGAGAAAUUUGGGUGAAGUUGAGCAAGCUGCUGUAUUGCUCAUGUCUUUAUCUUGUGGAUCUGUUUUUGCUUAAUGGGGAUCAUAAUUUUUUGGAGGGUUGAUCGAUUAAGCUACCUCGGUCCGAAUUAAGUUGUCGUAUGGUAGUUCAAAUUACACUAUUAACGUGAUUAUUGUAUUCAAACGAAGUAAAGGAUUAGUUGAUUAGUAGUAGAUCUUUUUACUAAUCUAGUUAAUGAUUGUUGUGGUUUAGUGGAUGUUUUGUUUGAUUUAGGAGAAUGUCAUAGAAAAGUGUAGAGAAGUUUUUAGGUAAAAUGAAAGUGACAAAAGAGGUGCUAAAAAUUUGUGGCUUUUACAUGUUCGAUUUGUAACCUUUUUUUGUCACGUAUAUUAGUAGAUUUGUACAUAUAUAUAAUCUGGAUGAUUAUUGAUAAUUUUUGUUUGAUCUCUAUUAUGUAAUCAACAGUUUAGACUCUAUUAAAAAAAUAAAAAAAAAAAAUUCAACACUUUAGACUAAUUUGUUUUUGAUAAUUGCUGGCCAUCAAGCCUAUCAAGAUUAAGUUAUGUUCCAAUUUGCACCUGUUUCUGGUGAAAAUAAUGGGACCUUCAAAUAGGUCCUUUCGACUGAACUCGGUUCAAGUGGUGACUGGGUCGAGGAUUUCCUGCACAACAAAAACACGUAAAUUGGC